AUGGCGCCUCGGGACCCUUCUCCGGUGCAUGUGCCUCUACGAACCUCCAGCCGAACUCACCUCAAGACCGGAGCCAUGGAGAAACACGACGAGGUUGCUUAUGUCGAGCGGAAAGCCUCCAAGGCACAACGCAUCCUGGGCACCGACUUGCCUCUCCCUAAUACCCAGACCGCAUGGGAGAAGUCGCAAAAAUCCCGCCGACAGAGCGUUCGGACCCCCGACGGCAACUCGAGACAGCAGAACCAGCAUUCCGGGUUCGCAGCAUUUCCUUCGUCUCGAGACUCGAUCGCCCCGCCUCCGAAUCUCCGCGUUCGUGCCUCGUCGCCGUUGCUCGGUCAUAACUAUCGAUCCCAAGAACCAGUACCGCCAAUGCCCAAGCCCUCCAAGAAGGUCCACCAAUCCGGAUCUUCAUCCACUCUUUUCUCCUAUUUCAGCUCCAAAGAAUCGACCAAAUCCAACUCGAAAUCCAGCCCGACCACUCCUAAACAACACAGCCUGCAACCUCAUAUCCGUCAUGAGCUGGGGCUGGACCCUCAAGUGACGUACAAGCAAUCUCGCAGUGCAGCAAAGGAACAAGAAAAGGAAAAGGACUCCAAACGCAAGCUGCGCCCUCCCCGCAUUGACCUGUCGAUCCUCUUCCCGAAACCUCGAAAUACUGCCCCUCCACUCCUGUCACCUCAGCGUAUGACCAACUCGCCUUCCCCGGUCUCCACCGUCGUUUCAGACUACCCCUCCAACCGGAUGGACCGAGGUGCAAGUGUCUCUGCGAAGAAGUUUGGAGAGCCUCUGCCGCAGCGGAAAUCGGUCAUUCCAAAUGAAGGUCCCAAGCUAAACGGCGACCGCUCCGAUCUGCUUUCCAUUCCCGAAUCGAAGGACGGCGAGUGGUAUGAUCAACCGCUUGAGCGGACUGUGGGGACGAGCGAGAUUGACCUUGCCCUGGACCGAUAUGCCGGACGACGGUCGUUGUUCAGUCGCUCGAGUGUGUAUACGACCAGUCGAGAGCAGCUGAAACCCGAUACUCAUCGUCCUGCGGAAACCGGAAUCGCGGCUCGCAGAGGCCAAGCACCAGCUCCCAUCCAAAAUAAAGAUCUGUAUUUGAUACCGACCACGCAGCCGAAAGAGACAAGUCGCCAUCGUGCCUUGACAACCGAGUCUAAUAACUCGCGUGGUGGAAAGAGUGCGGUCAGCAAAAAGAGUAGCAAGAGCACCUUGCGGAACAAGGAUUUGCAGAAUUCCAGUGUUCUCUGCCUGUCAUCGUCAGAAGAUGAGGAUGAGGAGACACCAGUGAAUCAGCAAGGCAAGGCCACCAAAGACUCUCGCCGAAGCAGCGUGGCCACGUACGGUGAAUAUGAGCCGGAAAUCUAUACUGCGCGCGCUGCCCAGGCUGCCAUUGUCAGAAAGGUUGACCGGGCGCCGUCCACCAGCAGCCGCGGAUCUCAUCCCAACAACACACGUAGUCAGUCAAAUCGCAGACAUACUUCCAUCGCCUCCACCGGCAAGUCAUCAACAACCACUCGCCGCACCGCAAAUUCCAAACGGUCCAGCCACAUUCCCAUUAUCGCCGAACCCGAUAUCCUCAACCAGUUCCCACAACAGCCUCUCCGUACUCCUCAAGAAUUGAAGGAGAUCAAUCGACGAAGCAGAGUCAUCGCAGUGACCCGCCAGGAGCAGGAUCUCCUCGAAGCGAUGCGUCAGCGAAAAGGCAAGAUUACACCGAGUAUCUUCCAGUACAACAACGGUGCGCCAGAAACCGAUCGUAAUUCGAUGGCCUCGGGCCCGUCGCGAGACUCGUUUUGCGGCUCCGAUACGUCCUUCCUGCGCCUCAGCGCUGCGUUCCCGCCGUUCCAUUCGCGGACAGAUCAAGGUGCAACUCACAUGGACAAAGACGGUUCUCCCUCGCAGAUUCAGUCCGGGCUAUUCCGAAAGUCUUCCAUCACCUGCCACGAGCGGUGCUUCACCCCUUACGCCAACCCUCCCAAUCCACCGAUUCUCACCGCUACCCUCGCCGAAGCCUCCUCCCCGUGGUCCUCCCCCGCCAUCCCGGAGGACCAGAAGCGGCACUCCCGGCGUCGUACUGAUAGCAGCGAAGCUAUCAUGCUAAACGGCAAUGGUGAGCCGCAGCGCAAACACGACCUCCCGCCUUGGUCAUUCGACUUUGAUUGGAAUCACGACCGGGCGAGUGUGGCCCCCGUGUUUUAG
This is a messenger RNA of Penicillium cataractarum, 2199 nucleotides long. RefSeq lists its product as uncharacterized. The transcript has 2 exons. Bases 1 to 2199 code for a protein of 732 amino acids. The record is from RefSeq and is a predicted model, not a curated record. Lineage: Eukaryota; Fungi; Ascomycota; Eurotiomycetes; Eurotiales; Aspergillaceae.